Messenger RNA from Megalops cyprinoides (Indo-Pacific tarpon), 5936 nucleotides. RefSeq names its product protein MON2 homolog. The coding region runs from base 369 to 5459 and encodes 1696 amino acids. NCBI's taxonomy places the organism in Eukaryota, Metazoa, Chordata, Actinopteri, Elopiformes, Megalopidae. The transcript has 35 exons. The record is from RefSeq and is a predicted model, not a curated record.
UGGUGCAAAUGGUGAAGCCCGGAUCCCUGAGACCCCCGAGCAGAAAUUGACAAAUAAAUCAACUGGAAGUCCGAUCAGGGAAGGGGACUGAAAUGAUUCUCUUCCAUACGGGGACCCGGGUUUAUAGUUAAACAGUCUCAUGUGUAUGUCAUAUUCACCCUCUCUGCUGACAGACGGGAGAUGCAGAAUUAAAAAGUGGAGGACUGUGUCAAUGGACGCUUCGGUGGUGGUAGCAGGCUAGCUACACUACAUUUUUUAUUUUUUUUUUUCUCGGGGAGGGGGUGAGAAGUAGGCCGGAUCGCGUCCUAGUAUUGCGAUCGAAGUAUUCGUUUUAAAUCGGGCAACAGGAGGACUGUAGUAGAGUGAAAAUGACGACCAGCAGUCCUGAAGCGGUGAAGAAAUUGCUCGAGAAUAUGCAGACGGAUUUGCGAUCGCUGUCCAUGGAAUGCAAGAAGAAAUUUCCACCAGUCAAAGAGGCAGCGGAGUCGGGGAUUGUGAAGAUCAAAACCAUCGCUGCGAGGAACACAGACAUCCUGGCAGCUCUGAAGGAGAACAGCUCGGAGGUGGUGCAGCCCUUCCUCAUGGGCUGCGGGACGAAGGAGCCCAGGAUCACCCAGCUGUGCCUGGCCGCCAUCCAGAGGCUCAUGUCCCACGAGGUGGUGUCAGAGGCCGCUGCAGGGAACAUCAUCGCCAUGCUGUGGCAGCUGAUGGAGAACGGGCUGGAGGAGCUGAAGCUGCUGCAGACGGUGCUGGUGCUGCUCACCACCAACACAGUGGUGCACGACGAGGUGCUGUCCAAGGCCAUUGUCCUGUGCUUCCGCCUGCACUUCACCAAGGACAACAUCACCAACAACACCGCCGCCGCCACCGUGCGGCAGGUCGUCACCGUGGUCUUCGAGAGGAUGGUCGCCGAGGACGAGCGGUUCAAAGGUAUAGUGGAGCAGCCUCCUCCUGUCCAGGGGAACAGCAACCGAAGAUCCAUCAGCACACUGAGACCCAGUGCUAAGGAUGCUUACAUGCUGUUCCAGGACCUGUGUCAGCUGGUGAACGCCGACGCCCCCUACUGGCUGGUGGGCAUGACGGAGAUGACGCGCACAUUUGGGCUGGAGCUCCUGGAGUCGGUCUUAAACGAUUUCCCCGGAGUGUUCCUGCAGCACCAAGAGUUCAGCUUCCUGCUGAAGGAGCGUGUGUGCCCGCUGGUCAUCAAGCUCUUCUCCCCCAACAUCAAGUUUCGGCAGGGGAGCGCGGCGGCGGCGUCCCCCGCCCCCGUGGAGAAGCCUUACUUCCCCAUCUGCAUGCGGCUGCUCAGGGUGGUGUCCGUGCUCAUCAAGCACUUUUACAGCCUGCUGGUGACGGAGUGUGAGAUCUUCCUGUCGCUGCUGGUGAAGUUCCUGGACGGGGAGAAGCCGCAGUGGCUGCGGGCGGUAGCAGUGGAGUCCAUCCACAGGCUGUGUGUGCAGCCCCACCUGCUGCGGUCGUUCUGCCAGUCGUACGACAUGAAGCAGCACUCCACCAAGGUGUUCCGGGACAUCGUCAACGCCCUGGGCUCCUUUAUCCAGUGCCUAUUCAUCACGCCCAGCGCGGGGAACCCAGCGGCGGCCAGCACACCUGCAGGCGGAUCUGGGACUGGCGGACAGGCUGCGGGUCAGAGUGGCCCCGGAGCGGCGGGGGCAAGCGGGGGACUGACCACACAGGCGGCCUUCGAGUACCGCGGCACCUGGAUCCCCCUCAUGACCGUCAGCGUUCAGGGCAGUGCCAAGGCCACCUACCUGGAGAUGCUGGACAAGGUGGAGCCACCCUCCAUCCCUGAGGGCUACGCCCUGUCGGUGGCCUUCAGCGCCCUGCUCGACCUGGUCAGGGGCAUCACCUCCAUGAUCGAGAGGGAGCUGAGCAAGGAGGAGGAGCUGGCUGCUGCCCAGGGGGCAGCAGAGGACCAUCAGGAUCAGGAACCUGUUCCCCAGCUGGUGUGGGAGGAGAUGGUCAGCGCCUGCUGGUGUGGCCUUCUGGCUGCACUCUCCCUCCUGUUGGACGCAAGCACGGACGAGACGGCCACGGAGAGCAUCCUGAAGGCGGAGCUGACGAUGGCGUCGCUGUGCGGGCGCCUGGGCCUGGUCACGCCCCGCGACGCCUUCAUUACCGCCAUCUGCAAAGCCUCCCUCCCGCCCCACUACGCCCUGACGGUGCUCAGCAGCUCCACCGCCACCCUCUCUAAUAAAUCGUACUCCAUCCAGGGCCAGAGCAUCCAGAUUAUCAGCCCCUCCAGCGAGUCCCACCAGCAGGUGGUGGCGGUGGGGCAGCCGCUGACCGUCCAGCCCCAGGGCACUGUGGUGCUCACAGCGAAGAACAUGCAGUGUAUGCGAACCCUGCUGAACCUGGCCCACUGUCACGGGGCGGUGCUCGGGACGUCCUGGCAGCUGGUCCUGGCCACUCUGCAGCACCUGGUGUGGAUCCUGGGCCUAAAGCCAGGGAGCGGCGGCGCGCUGAAGCCCGGGCGAGCAGUGGAGGGUCCCAGCACGGUGCUGACCACGGCUGUGAUGACCGACCUGCCCGUCAUCUCCAACAUCCUCUCCCGGCUGUUCGAGAGCUCCCAGUACCUGGAUGACGUGUCCCUGCAUCACCUGAUCAACGCUCUCUGCUCCUUGUCUAUGGAAGCCAUGGACAUGGCCUAUGGGAAUAACAAGGAGCCCUCGUUGUUUGCGGUCGCUAAGCUGCUGGAGACCGGCCUGGUCAACAUGGACCGUAUCGAGAUCCUGUGGAGGCCCCUGACCGGUCACCUGCUAGAGGUCUGCCAGCACCCCAACUCUCGGAUGAGGGAGUGGGGGGCGGAGGCAGUGACUUCCCUGAUCAAAGCUGGCCUGGCCUACAAGCACGACCCCCCGCUGUCCCAGAACCAGAGGCUGCAGCUGCUGCUGCUGAACCCGCUGAAGGAGCUGUCCAACGUGCUGCACCCCGACAUCCGGCAGAAGCAGCUGGAGAGCGUGCUGCAGAUCCUGCAGAGCCAGGGGGACAGCCUGGGCCCCGGGUGGCCCCUGGUGCUGGGCGUCAUCGGAGCCAUCCGCAACGACCAGGGGGAAUCCUUAAUCCGAACAGCCUUUCAGUGCCUGCAGUUGGUGGUGACGGACUUCCUACCCACAAUGCCUUGCACGUGCCUACAGAUUGUGGUGGAAGUGGCUGGCAGCUUUGGGCUUCAGAACCAAGAGCUCAACAUCAGCCUCACUUCAAUAGGCCUUCUGUGGAACAUCUCGGACUACUUCUUCCAACGGGGUGAGACCAUCGAGCAGGAGCUGAACAGGGAGGAGGCGGCGCUGGAGAAGCAGGCCCGGGAGAAAGGCGUGGCCCUCAACCGGCCCUUCCACCCGGCCCCGCCCUUCGACUGCCUGUGGCUGUGCCUGUACGCCAAGCUGGGGGAGCUGUGUGUGGACCCGCGGCCGGCGGUGCGCAAGAGCGCCGGGCAGACGCUCUUCUCCACCAUCAGCGCCCACGGCACCCUGCUGCAGCAGCCCACCUGGCACACGGUGGUCUGGAAGGUCCUCUUCCACCUGCUGGACUGCGUUAGAAAGUCCUCCACCACGGCGGACAAGGAGAAGAUCGAGUCCGGGGGCGGGAACAUCCUCAUCCACCACUCACGCGACACGGCGGAGAAGCAGUGGGCGGAGACCUGGGUGAUGACGCUGGCCGGGGUGGCCCGGAUCUUCAACACACGCAGAUACCUGCUGCAGUCUCUAGGGGACUUCUUCAAGGCCUGGGAGGUGCUGCUGGACCACAUCCAGUCUGCCGCCCUCAGCAAGAACAACGAGGUCUCUCUGGCUGCGCUGAAGAGCUUUCAGGAGAUCCUUCAGAUCGUCACGCCCGUCAGGGACUCAGAGAAGCCUGACGCCCUCGCCGCCAUGGGCGUCCCCGCCCUGGAGGACCCGGUGUCGGCCGCCGGGCCUGGCAGACCCCUACCGAGCUCCGAUUCGCCGGCAGAGAGGCUGGCCCCACCCCCCGGGGUGGAGGAGGAGGAGGUGGACGACUCAGCCCUGUGGUGGUCGGCGUGGAACACCUGGUACCGGACGGGCACGGAGUGCACGCGGCCGCCCUCAGCCUCCGACAAGCUGGCCUUCAUCCCCAGCCAGCCCUUCCUCACCGCCCUGGUGCAGAUCUUCCCCGCCCUCUACCAGCAUGUCAAGGCCCGCUUCAGCAUGGACGACCUGAGGAAGCUGGGCGUCAUCCUGCACGGCGCCGUCUCCGUGCCCAUCAGCUCCGACGCCUCCCCCUUCAUCCUGCCCUCCUACACCGAGGCCGUGCUCACCAGCCUCCAGGAGGCGGUGCUCACCGCGCUCGACGUCCUCCAGAAGGCCAUCUGCGUGGGGCCGGAGAGCAUGCAGGUCAUGUACCCGGCCAUCUUCGACCAGCUGCUCCUGUUCGUGGAGUUCUCCUGCAAGCCCCCGCAGUACGGCAAGCUGGAGACCAAGCACGUCGCCAACGCCAAGUACAGCCAGAUCCAACUGUUUGCCCCGGCGGAGUGGGUGGCGUUAAAUUACGUCCCCUUCGCGGAGAGGUCCCUGGAGGUGGUGGUGGACCUGUACCAGAAAACGGCCUGUCACAAGUCUGUGGUCAGUGAGAGCGUUCUGCAGAACAUCAUAAAGACUCUGAGGAUACCCCUGGGGCUGAAGUACGCCUGCCCUUCGGAGAGCACCUGGAAGCUGGCUGUCUCCUCCCUGCUAAAGGUGCUGUCCAUAGGACUCCCAGUCGCCCGGCAACACGUGUCCUCCGGGAAGUUUGACGGCAUGUGGCCCGAACUUGCAAACGCUUUCGAAGACUUCCUGUUCCCAAAAAGCACACCUCCCGACAAUUUGUCCAUCCAGGAGUUCCAGAAGAAUGAGAGCAUCGAUGUCGAGGUGGUCCAGCUCAUCAGCACGGAGAUCCUGCCUUUCGCCAACUUCAUCCCCAAAGAGUUUGUGGGCCAGAUCAUGGCGAUGCUCAACAGAGGGUCCAUCCACUCCCAGUCGUCUUCUUUCACAGAGGCGGAGCUGGACGUACGCAUGCGGGAGGAGUUCUCCAAGGUGUGCUUCGAGACGCUGCUGCAGUUCUCCUUCAGCGGGAAGGUGUCCACGCCGCAGGAGGGCUACAUCUCGCGCAUGGCCCUCUCCGUGCUCCUCAAGCGCUCCCAGGACGUCCUGCGCCGCUACGUGGAGGACGAGAGGCUGAGCGGCCGCUGCCCGCUCCCCAGGCAACAGGUAACGGAAAUCAUCUUCGUCCUCAAAGCAAUUAGCACCCUGAUGGACUCCCUCAGGAAGACCCAGCCCGAAAACGUGGACGGGAACACCUGGGCGCAGGUGAUAGCGCUGUACCCGACCCUCGUAGAGUGCAUAACGUGCUCCUCCCCUGAGGUCAGCUCCGCCCUGAAGGAGGCCCUGGGGCCCUUCAAAGACUUCAUGCAGCCGCCGGUGGCUAAAGUUCUGAACGGAGAAUCCUGACCUCACGCACCUCAGGAGGCUCCGGGCAGCUUUCAGGGGGUAAGAGGGAGGGAACCGAGGUGUUUCCUCCCGGCAACAAGCGUACGGACUCUUUACUCGACACAAGCCCAUCUCACGGACCGUAACCCGGGGCAACUGUGACGGUCAGCCCCGACGACGACGACAGGUCUGUCUGACCUCAGAAUAAGCUUCUCAUGCAAGUGGAUAACCCGAUCUGAUUGGCUGGACUUCUGCAUCAGCUGCUACAGUAAAAUUGCAGUGUUUUUUUUUUUGGUUUUGUUUUUCUUCAAGGGAGGGUCAAUGUGCAGUGUGUGGUUAUAGUGUUAAUGAUGUAAUUAAAGAAUUAAGAAGUCUUUGGUCUUUAUUGAUCAGAACAAAGCAAAUAAUAACAACAACAACAAACACGGCAAGGUUUUUUUUUUUUUCUUUUUUUGCAAGUUCUUACUGUAACAUUCCAUGUAAUUUGAGCCAGCCGAU